AUGGUGGUAGCAACUCGUUCAAGCUCGAAUAGCCCCGUUAAGAAGCGCUCCGCGGACACCACAGAGGCCACCACCAACCCACAACGUCAAGACUUGAAGCAUUUCAUUCUCCCGAAAGAUAUAUCCUCAGAAGCACGCUUCCUCCUCUUGCAAAAUCCCUGCGAUGGAAACACACAAAGAUUUCUGUUCUGUCCUGAAAAAGGGCUGUUCCACUUCAGCGGAAUCAGUGCGCCCACGGCAGACCCUCGAAGUCUUCUUUUCGCUCCAUGUGAUCCUGAAACUCUUCAGACCAACCCGACGGAAGAUGAGAGUCAAUCGGAACGGUUAUUGAGCAAGGGAUACAUAAGCAAAGGUGCAGACUUCUAUGUGGCAGCGCCAUUCGACGUGGCCUUUAUACUUAUCCCUCUUAUCUUGCCGGCGAAGCCGACCGCAGCGAAAGCUCUGUUUCAGCCGAUCGAUGAUCUCUUUGAACAGCGAAAACAGGAUGAUAAAGAGCUACGGUAUCUAUUGGAACGUGGACGGCCCGUGGUAGAGAACGCCAUGUCAAGAAUAUGUGACACUCUUGAAGCCGGAGGCGAGCAGAUGUACAGACCUAGCGAAGAAAAAGCAUUACGCAUGAUCGUCCAGAAGGUGAAGAAUGCUGUCAACAGAGGACUACCAGCUAGCGUGCUGGAAAAGUUUGUGAAAAGAGCAUUGGAAGCACCUAUACUUAGCGUGAAGCGGGAGGAGACGGUCACAACGACACAAACAGUGCCCUUGUCUGUGGAGGAAGAUGAUUCUGCGCUUGAUAGCUUGGACUCGCAAUCCUCUGCGGCGAGCACGGCGCACUCUACGAUCUUCUCCGAAGCCUCGACGACAAGUUCGAUUAGCACUGCCGUUGAUGAACCAACAUCUAAAGAGCUGUUCGAAUUGCAGAAACAGUGGGUCACUUUAGACUUCAUCCUAGCUUCCUACCUGCCAGAAGCAAUCGCGGACCGCCUGAAAGCUCGAUUUGAAUCAGGGGAUUCUCUGAUCAACUUUGCUGCCUUAAAGGACCAUCUCCGAAACUUGGAUGGUCUUAAAGCUGAGGCACUAGCGUCGAGAUCGAUGAGUGAUUUCAGCAGGAAGCGGGGAUUGGAAGAUGAUGAAGCGCUGGAGUUGAGAGUGGAGAAGAAGCGGAAGCAGGAGGAAGAAGAGAGGAAGAGGAAGCUGGGAGAGUCAAGAGGAGUGCGCGAACUAAAGAAGGUCAAUGUUUCAGGAAUGAAGAAGAUGAGUGACUUCUUUGCGAAGAAACCUGCCACGACCGUUCCUUGA
Molecule: messenger RNA, 1293 nt
Organism: Cladophialophora immunda
Lineage: Eukaryota; Fungi; Ascomycota; Eurotiomycetes; Chaetothyriales; Herpotrichiellaceae
Exons: 1
Coding region: 1-1293 (430 amino acids)
Biological process (GO): RNA catabolic process; ribonucleotide metabolic process
Cellular component (GO): nucleoplasm; ribonuclease H2 complex
Source: RefSeq, a predicted model, not a curated record